This is a messenger RNA of Encephalitozoon hellem ATCC 50504, 594 nucleotides long. RefSeq names its product putative G2/M transition transcriptional repressor. The transcript has a single exon. The coding region runs from base 1 to 594 and encodes 197 amino acids. The record is from RefSeq and is a predicted model, not a curated record. Gene Ontology annotation, cellular component: nucleus. Lineage: Eukaryota; Fungi; Microsporidia; Unikaryonidae.
AUGAGGACAAAUGAUUCAAGUAAACUGAAGAAACUGUAUCAAAUAGAGGAAAAGAGAUUUGAGGAGAGGAUAAGAAGGUAUGAAGAUAUAGGAUACAUGAUGGAUAUGCAUCAGUUUUACUUGGAGGAUGUCUUGCUGAAGAGAGAGGAGAUGCUCUACAAGUACACUCUGUCCCAAAAGGAUACACCAGAAUUUUCUGAAGAAGACAAUCCAGGGUUUGAUUACGAGUUCAUACAUAAGAGUGUUGGAGAUAGGGAGUGGAGGAACAGGAUUCCAAAUAGCGGGAUGAUAAAGGUUAGAGGGCUGUCUGCUACUGCCAAGACUACAUGCAGAGAGGAGCGGAUUGUCCGCCCGCACUCGAAAGCACAAAGAACAAAGGGAGGGAGGGUGUAUGCCUGCGAGAUAGAAGGAUGCAACAAGAAAUACACGUCCUCCUUCGGACUAAAAUACCACAUGAAGGAAGGCCAUUCCGAAGAGAAGAUGAACAUAUUCAAGCCAUAUGUUUGUCCAUUUGAUGGAUGCGAUAAGAAAUACAAAAACAACAACGGCCUCAAAUACCACAUAAAACAUUACCACGACGAUCAGGCUGCCUGA